Messenger RNA from Eutrema salsugineum, 2114 nucleotides. RefSeq names its product protein KRI1 homolog. The record is from RefSeq and is a predicted model, not a curated record. The transcript has a single exon. Gene Ontology annotation, cellular component: nucleolus; 90S preribosome. Gene Ontology annotation, biological process: endonucleolytic cleavage in ITS1 to separate SSU-rRNA from 5.8S rRNA and LSU-rRNA from tricistronic rRNA transcript (SSU-rRNA, 5.8S rRNA, LSU-rRNA). The coding region runs from base 39 to 1928 and encodes 629 amino acids. NCBI's taxonomy places the organism in Eukaryota, Viridiplantae, Streptophyta, Magnoliopsida, Brassicales, Brassicaceae.
CUAGCAGGCAACAAGUCCAGUCGACCUCAGAAGAUCGAAUGAGAAUGCCGUCGAAGCUGUUUGAUGAUGACGAUGGCGACUCUCCGGUGAACGAAGUCGCCGAUACGCUCCCGAUAGAUGAGAAAUACGGUAGUAGGUUAAUUCACAACAGAGAGCGCGAUGAUCUCCGGCGAUACGAGAAGGCGGUGGCGGAAGGUGAAAUCGACGACGAAGACGACGACGACGAAUCAGAAUCCGAAGAAGAAGUGCCUGAGCCAAAUGACGAUGAGGAUGAUAUCGCAGAGUUUAUCGAUUCGUUGGUUAAGGUUAGAGCAAAGGACCCUGUGUUUAGGGUGACCGGCUUGACCGAUGGGGUUGAUGAGGAGGAACGAAAAAGGAAGAAGGAGGAGAAGAAGAAGGAGAAGGAGGAAAAGAAGAAGAAUAAGAAGAAGAAGAUGUAUCUGAAAGACGUCCAGGCAAGGCAAUUGCUUGAAGGAGGUCCAGAUUCUCUCGAGGAAAAUGAGGAGAGGAGAGGGUCUCAGAGUUACGCUGAGAAGAAUGAGGAAUUGAAGCGAGCAGUACGCGAUGCUGUGGAGACUGGAGAGGGUAAUGAUGAUGAUGAUGAUGAAGAUUUGUUUAGAGUAAAGGAAGGAGAUGAGCAGGAGGAGGAGGAAGAAGACGAGGAGCUGAAGAAGAAAGCGGAUGAGUACUUUGGUGAAGUAUCUCAGCUUGGCGAGAAAGAUAAGUUUUUGAGAGAUUUCAUUGUGAAACAGAUGUGGAAGGAGAAAGAUGGAAAGAGCAAGAUUGAUGAAGAUGAGUUGGAUGAGUUGGAUAAAGAUGAGGAAGCUCUUUGGAUGCAAGAGGAUUAUGAGUAUAGCUUCAGGCACGAGGAGAAUGCAGGGGAGACAGUUAUGGGUCAGUCUAGGAUCGUAGAAGGCUCUGUUAGGAAGAAGGAUAAUUCGAGGAAGACACAGAGGAAAAACAAAGAGGAGAGGUUGAAGAUGGUUGAGUUGGAGAGGCAAGAGGAGCUGAAGCGGCUGAAGAAUGUCAAGAAGAAGGAGAUGAGGGAGAAGAUGAAGAAGGUGCUCUCUGUUGCUGGUUUUAAGGAAGGAGAAGAGUGUCCGUUAGAUGCGAGAGACCUUGAGGAUGAGUUUGAUCCCGAGGAGUAUGAUAAGAUGAUGAAAGCUGCGUUUGAUGACAAUUACUACGGUGCGGAGGAUGAAGAUUUGUGUAGUGAUGAUGAUGAUAAUGAAAAACCAGACUUUGACAAGGAAGAUGAGCUGCUUGGACUUCCAAAGAAUUGGGAUGUGAUUCAAGGUGGAGAUGGUUUUACAGUCGCCAGAGAAAAGGUUUUGAAGCUUAAGGAGAAUGUCGCUGGUGAUGAAGAAGAAGAAGAAGCAGAAGUAGAAGAGGUGGAAGAAGAGAGAGAGGGUAAGAGGAAGAGAAAGCGGAAAACAUCUCUUGUACAAAGAGCCAAGGAGGCUUUGAUGGAGGAGUAUUACAAGCUAGACUAUGAGGAUACAAUUGGAGAUUUGAAAACAAGGUUCAGGUUUGCGAAAGUUCAACCAAACAACUACGGGCUGGAGCCGGAAGAGAUACUCUUUUUAGACGACACAGAGCUGAACCAGUACGUGCCAUUGAAGAAGAUGGCUCCUUUCAUGGAAAAGGAUUGGGAGGUGAAUAGUUAUAAGGUUAAGGACCAGAAACGUAAGGUCAGUGAGUUAUGGGAGAAGAUGGAUGAUAAUCAUGAUGAUGAGAAGAAGAGAAGCAAGAAGAUAAAGAAGAACGAUGUUGAAGAGAAGAAGACGAAGAAACCAGUAGAGAAAGCAGCAGAUGAGGAAGGCGAGGCUGAGACGAGUAAAUUAUCGAGAAGGGCAAAGAGAAGAAGGCGUGAGGCAGAAAAGAAGCUUCCUCCUAACAGAAUGGCUGCUUAUGGUAAGGCAAAUUAAGAAAUGAAUUAAUUAAAAGAGAAAUGUUUCGUCAUCCAUUUCUCCAUGUUUUGUUUAGACUCAAAUCCUAGGUUUGAUCUGUUGGAACUACUUUUGUUUUUCAACCCUGUGAUAUGGUUUUUGUUUUUUCUCUCUGUUUUAUCACUUUGAUAUGUUAUAAAUCAUCAGAAACUCCAUUUGAAUAUC